AUGGCCCAUAAAAACAAUAGAAACAAAAUUCAUGAGCGACCCACUUCGUCAAUAUCAGCAUCAUCUUCCUCCGGUCUUGCAGGAAACAAGAAAACUUCUGAUAGAGCUAUAGAUGCAUUUAAAGCCUAUAAUAGAAAUCUGCGUCAUCGAGCAGAGAAAAAAGGAAAUAAUUUCGAAGCAAUGUUUUUUGAUAUGAUGAACAAUACUAUAGAAGAGGCCUGUACAGAUCGUUUAGUAAAACAUCUUUCGGCUAAUAA
This is a messenger RNA of Funneliformis geosporum, 257 nucleotides long. NCBI's taxonomy places the organism in Eukaryota, Fungi, Glomeromycota, Glomeromycetes, Glomerales, Glomeraceae. The record is from the annotation of a GenBank genome assembly.